AUGCUCGCCUGUGACGAUGAUCAGCCGUUGGGUCCGUAUUUGUCUAUCUCAAUCUAUACCACCGUUGGCGGGGUGAUGUGCCCGGAUGUUGACUUCAACUUUGCUUACGGAGCCGACGGAUGGCUAUGGCAUGCGGUACUGGGCCUCAG
This is a messenger RNA of Mesorhabditis spiculigera, 149 nucleotides long. The record is from the annotation of a GenBank genome assembly. NCBI's taxonomy places the organism in Eukaryota, Metazoa, Nematoda, Chromadorea, Rhabditida, Rhabditidae.